UAUCUCAGUUUUGUAACAUAAAAAUAGAGACAGUAAUUUUAAUAAAGCAAAUAAUUUAAUAUUAUCACAUCAUAGAAAAAUACAGUUAUCUACUAAUUUUAUUUAACACAUUUAAUUGAUCAUUUCAUGAAAUAAUCUGAAUGCUAUGGCAUGAUGACCAGUUAGACCGGUAAAAACUGAUAAUUUUUAUACACCUGGAAAUAAAGAAUUUUCGUUCCACCUAAACAUAAAGAAUAGAAAUAUUAUCUAUUUUCACUGAAAAGGUACAAGCUAAUGACAUCAAAUUUUACAAACUACUUAACCAUAGUAGGAACUUCAUAAUAAGAAAAUGUAUUUCCUGAACUGAAAAGUCGUGCAUGUUGUUGAGAUUAUUCUCUGAAAACAUAUGAACCAGUCUGGCAUAAUUUAAGUGGCUAAUUAAUUGAAAUUGCUAUAUUUUUAUGCUAUAUAUGUUUACCUUACCAAAAACAACAACAGCAACAACAACUAACAUCUUUUAUCAAACAUGCCAUUACAUUGAUCCUUAAACAUACAACUGAAGUGAGUAGGAGCAACAUUAAUGGCUGUAACUGGAUAACUGAAUAAACUGUUAUAUAUACAGAGAAUGAAAUAGUAUUCACCCUUAGGAAGGAAAUUCUGACACAUGGGAUGAAACUUGAGGAUAUUAUGAUAAAUGAAAUAAGCCAGUCAGACACACACACACACACAACAUGGAUGGAUAUUGUGGAUGGUCAUACAACAAUAUGAUUAUACUUGAAGGCACUGUACUGACUGUGCACUUAAAAAGUUAAUAUGAUGGAAGAAUAUAAUUUAAGAAACUUGUCCAACACCCUACAGUUAUGAAAUUACAGAUUGAUUUUUUUAAAGAUAUUUAAACUUGAUGAAUCUUCAACACUAAGGAAGGUUGAAAAAACAGAAAUGAAAGAUAUCAAGUGAAAGAAAUGAGUUAGGAGGCUUUGAAGUCUUUCAGCAAAGUGACACUGAGGACUAUAAUUAGAGAUUUUGUAUAGUACCUACGUGUAGAAAGUACAUGUUAUUGCAUUUUCUAAGAAGUAAAAAGAAAAAAAAUGUGCAUGUUAGAGAUACCAGGGUGUGAAUAUCACAAAGUUUUGUCAAAUGUAGAAUUUAUUUGUCAAGAAGGAAAUAUGUAUAUUUCCAUGAUAUUUUAAACAACCAAAUAAAACCCUCAGGUAUUGUGCUGCCAGUAAAAUUAUGAUGCUCAAGUAAUGCACCCUGGUAUCCACUGACCCACUUGCACUGCAUUUCCCAGUCAUGAUUGGCAUUUGAGUUUAGGGUGGAUACGAAAAGUGGAGGCAAAGGGAAUGCCCAUGGAAGAGAUAGGCUCCUUCUGCCAUGUAACUUUACUGAAUUAGACCAUAUCCUUGAGAUUGAAUCAGCAUAGAUAUGCAGGUGUGUCCACAUUUAUUCAAAAAGUUAGAAAACAUCCUGCACCAGCAGAUCUAAGAGGAAAAUGCCUAUAAAGAUUUCAUUUCUCUUGAGACUGAAGAAAAAACUAAUUUAUCUCUGUGAUUGGAUAAAGAUCUUACUUUUCUUUAUCCUCCUUUACCUGGUAAAGGUUAUGCUUGUGGACUGAUGAGAAAAAGUCUCAUUGCAACGAAGUACCUUGUACAGUUAAUGAAAAUGUGUAUUUACCAUUAUACUCUUACAUUGCAAAGAAAUAAAAAAUAUCCAAGAAUGUCAGUACUGUUUUCAGUCUAUCACGUAUAAAGGAGGACUAAAUGUGUUCGCAACUCCAAAUUAAGUAUGUUUUCAUUUGCAGACUUAGUCUUUCCAGACCUAAGAACAUAAGUCACCCUGUUUAGAAAGUUAAAAAAGUCUUCUUGGAUUAAGUCAGGGGAAACCACCUGAUUUUGGUAGGUUUCAAUGAGUUUUGGUAUGUUAUAGACCCACAACCUUCAUAAUCAAGGAUGUAGUUUUAUAUAAUGAAAUAUGUUGACCUAAUUCAGCUCCUAAAAUAUUGACUAUGCAUGAUGUAACUCAAGCACAAAUAAAAUGACAAAUUAUGUGAAUCAUUUCAUUCCCACUCACUUAUGAUGGUAUCAGAUAAAGCAAAAUCAUUCUGGCAGGUCACUUGCAACUUAUCCAGAACGUGGAUUUGUUAUAUAAAAUUAAUCAGUACUCAGCCUGAGAAGAAUUUAUAAUAAAUCCUUGGAAAUGACAAAAAGUUGAAUUAAUUUUAUGCACAAAUUAGAAUAUUUUGCAAGUGGCAAGUGAAAGAUUUGACAUAGGUUUCAUCGCUUUCACACAAGUACUUUUCAAGAACUAUAUAAGUCAAAUGGAAUACCAUAAAGGAUAAACACUGUCAUCUUUUUCUCCAUUUGCAGUGUCACUCUUAUAUGAAAUCAUGGAAAAUGGGAGCUCUACCUCUUAUUUCAUUCUCCUAGGACUCUUUAAUCACACCACAGCCCACCAAGUCCUCUUCAUGAUGCUUCUGGCCAUCGUUUUGACCUCCCUGUUUGGCAAUGCCCUCAUGAUUCUCCUGAUUCACCGGGACUGCCGGCUCCACACGCCCAUGUACUUCCUCCUGAGCCAACUCUCCCUCAUGGACAUGAUGCUGGUUUCCACCACUGUGCCCAAAAUGGCGGCUGACUACCUGACCGGAAAUAAGGCCAUCUCCCCUGCAGGCUGCGGUGCGCAGAUCUUCUUCCUCCCCACGCUGGGGGGUGGAGAGUGCUUCCUCUUAGCAGCCAUGGCCUAUGACCGCUACGCGGCUGUCUGCCACCCACUCCGAUAUCCCAUGCUCAUGAGCUGGCAGCUGUGCCUGAGGAUGACCAUGUUGUCUUGGCUCCUGGGUGCAGCUGACGGGCUCCUGCAGGCUGCUGCUUCCCUGAGCUUCCCGUAUUGUGGGGCACACGAGCUCGAUCAUUUCUUCUGCGAGGCCCCCGUGCUGGUGCGUUUGGCUUGUGCUGACACUUCAGUCUUCGAAAACGCCAUGUACAUCUGCUGUGUGUUAAUGCUCCUGGUCCCCUUGUCCCUCAUCUUGUCCUCCUAUGGUCUCAUCCUCGCCGCUGUUCUCCACAUGCGCUCUACAGAAGCCCGCAAGAAGGCCUUUGCCACCUGCUCUUCACAUGUGGCUGUGGUGGGACUCUUUUAUGGAGCUGCCAUUUUUACCUACAUGAGACCCAAAUCUCAUAGGUCCACUAACCACGAUAAGGUUGUGUCAGCCUUCUAUACUGUGUUCACCCCUUUGCUAAACCCCCUCAUCUACAGUGUGAGGAACAGUGAGGUCAAGGGAGCCCUGACAAGGUGUAUGGGUCAGUGUGUGGCCUUAAGUCAUGAAUAAGAAUAUAUAUAUUUGCCCCAACAUUCAAAACUGUGCAAAGUGUUUGUGUGGAAUUUCCUAGAGAUAAGGAAUAUACACUUUUGUAUCUACAUCUGUUGUGUCUCUUUCUGUCUCUCUGUGUGUUUGUGUAUGUGUGUGUAUGUGUUGCUUUAAAUUGCAGAUGAAUCUUCAUUCCUUGGGUUCAUUUACUCAGCUAUCAUUAUCCAAUCAAAUUGUGGAUUGUUAAAAAUCGGUGAAAUCACUAAUUUUUAGUAAGAUGGUUUUACGUCCUACCUCACAAUAAUAUUUUGUGCAAAGAAUGAAUUAACCAUUCGAGCAGUUUUGAAGGUUAAUUGUUGCCAUUUGUUUCAAAUUGAGGUGUAGCUUACACACAGCAGAAUUCUCACAUUUAAGGUGUUCCUUUUCAACUGAUUUCCACAAAUAUCUACCCUGGUAAUUACGCAUUAUCAAGAGAUACCAUUUUCACCACCUCAGAAAGGUCCUGCAGGCCCUUUUCCAGUGAUACCCCAGGCCUAAGAUACACCCACUGCUCUAAUUUUUAUCUCUGUUCAUUAGUUUGGGCUAUUCUAAAAUUUCAUAUCAAAGGAAACCAGUAGUAUUGUCUUGAAUCUUGUUUCCUUCUUUCAGCUUAAUAUAUUUCUAAAAUCCCUCCACAUUUUUACCUCAUUGAUAUGUUGCUCUUCUUUUACUGCUAAGUAGUAUUUCGUUUUCGGAAAAUUUCAUCAUUUGUUUAUCCAUUAUUUUGCUGAUGGGCAUCUGGGCUAUUAUAAGUUUGAAGCUCUUAUGAUUGAAAUGUCUGUUAAUCUCCUAUUUGUAAUAAUAUGUUUUUAUUUUUCUUGGUAGGUGUCUGAUGAACUCUAGUAAACUGUUUUCAAAGUGAUUGUUUACUCUUAUACUGCCACUGACAAUGCACACAAGUUCCAGUUGCUACAAAUAUUGAUGUUUUCUUCAUUUUAGCAAUUCUUCUGAGUGUAGUAGGAACUGAGUUUGCUUAUAAUUUGCAUUUUCCUGAUGACUAAUAAUGGUGAGGCCUCUUGCAUUAGCUUAUUUUCUAUUGCCUAGUGAUAUAAACUGUCUAUUUCAGUUUUUGGAAAAAAAAAUCUAUAUAUGCUUCCAGAGCAAAAACAACUUGGUUAUUAAUUAAUAGGCAAUCUAUGGCAUUCAUAGGACUACUUGGAAUUUUGGAAAUAAAAUCAUAUAUUGGGUUAUUUGUUAUUAUAUUUCCUGACACGUGUUAUCAUUCAAUGCCUGAAGCUUUGCUAUUUUAUUAAACCAGGUAUUUAGUACAUCUCUUUCACCUCCUGCAUUCUGCUUAAAGCUAUAAAUCUGUUUGUUUUAAUUAUCAGUUGUAACAGAACAUUCCACUUCACUGGAGGAA
Molecule: messenger RNA, 4682 nt
Organism: Chlorocebus sabaeus (green monkey)
Lineage: Eukaryota; Metazoa; Chordata; Mammalia; Primates; Cercopithecidae
Gene: OR2T8
Product: olfactory receptor family 2 subfamily T member 8
Biological process (GO): G protein-coupled receptor signaling pathway
Cellular component (GO): membrane
Molecular function (GO): olfactory receptor activity; G protein-coupled receptor activity
Source: RefSeq, a predicted model, not a curated record